Messenger RNA from Metschnikowia bicuspidata var. bicuspidata NRRL YB-4993, 1107 nucleotides. RefSeq lists its product as uncharacterized. Lineage: Eukaryota; Fungi; Ascomycota; Pichiomycetes; Serinales; Metschnikowiaceae. The record is from RefSeq and is a predicted model, not a curated record. Bases 1 to 1107 code for a protein of 368 amino acids. The transcript has 2 exons.
AUGUGCAUAGAAAAACCAAGUAAAACGCAGAUCACCGCAGGCCGGCUAUCGGGUCCAGCGGCCUCAGAAAACCCAAAUCUCCAUCCACCGGGAUCACAGCCACUACUGCAGCCCGGGCAGAUUCCUCCUCUGCGCCGAAAAAAGCCCAGUGGUGCUGAUCCGUUUAUCGAGCUGUAUGUAAAACGGGACUGCUCCGAGUUAUCUUUGGAUGUGGCCCAAACGCAGCCGUUCUGGAAGUUCCAUGUUCUCAAGUUUGGCCACUGCCUUUAUCUCACCACGAACCCGACCUUGCGGCACUUGCACUGCCGAAAUGCGCCCGGGUACUUUGUCCAAGUUUGUGACGGCCCUUGCGGAUUCUCCAUGAUAUUUGAGGAUAUUUCCACGGGCGAAGAACUAGUGAAAAUCGAUAAAUUAACAGACCGUUGCAGCAACCAGUUCAUGUUCCACGUGCGGAAAAACAGACACGUGAAAGACGGCCGAUUUCAAAAGAGCACAAGGAACGGUAAUGCUGAGUCUCGUGCUCUAGAGCCCAUUCCUCAAGAAUUGCUCCCGGCCACUCCAACUACGCCGAUGCUCAGCUACUCUAGCCAAAUGAUUGACGGGCUUCUGUGGAGCGUCGGGUCACUUCCCCAGUACCGCGAGUCCAGAAUCAAGUCCCAGGAAAUCAAAUACAUCGCGAAGAAAAACGUGUACUUUCACCGGUGCUUUGGCGAUAUAUCCCGAUAUCCUGAGUAUGAUGUGCCGCCUGCAAUGGCUGUCUUCCGCGAAUGUGAGUCUGGGUCGAGAAAACGAGCAAUGAGGCAGUUGAAUCGGUUUCUGCAGGCGGGUCACGAAUUGUCUUCUAAACUGCUGAAACUCCCUCCUGCCAAUGUUUCGCCUUAUGCCGAAAUCACGCUGUACUACAAGGGUGGGGACGGAGUGUAUUUCGACAAAGUCCCUGCUGAUGACGAGCCAGAUCACCACCACAAACUUGGAUGGGUCACAGUUUACGAUGACCCGCAUGUCUUUAGCAAACAGGGGAUGUUUGAUCUAGUCGUGGCAUUGACCACGGCCAUUGGCUACGAGAGGAAUCUUGCAUUCGAAGCCAGUAACAGUAACUCUUCGUGA